Strongylocentrotus purpuratus (purple sea urchin) is the source of this 4684-nucleotide messenger RNA. RefSeq names its product lactase-phlorizin hydrolase-like. Gene Ontology annotation, biological process: carbohydrate metabolic process. Bases 67 to 4251 code for a protein of 1394 amino acids. The transcript has 13 exons. The record is from RefSeq and is a predicted model, not a curated record. Gene Ontology annotation, molecular function: hydrolase activity, hydrolyzing O-glycosyl compounds. NCBI's taxonomy places the organism in Eukaryota, Metazoa, Echinodermata, Echinoidea, Camarodonta, Strongylocentrotidae.
AGAGCACUGCCUGAGCAGUAUACGAUUCUGCUGUGAUACAAACACCGUCACAUUGGGAGUGAUUUGAUGCCACCAGUCAGACAUUCUAGUUCCUCCUGUCUUAUCCAAGACUCCACGAUGAGAGCGUUAAUAUUGCUUGGUGUUUUACAGUUGAUUCUUGCUACUGUAUCGGGACAAGAAUCCGAACCGGAGUUUGUCUAUCCGGAUGUAUUCAAUGACCCGGAACGGGAUGCUUUCUUGUAUGGUACUUUCCGUGAUGACUUUCUCUGGAGUACAUCUACAGCGGCAUAUCAGAUUGAAGGCGGAUGGGAUGCGGACGGAAAGGGACCCAAUAUCUGGGAUACCUUCACGCACGAGCCUGGUAACAUCGCUAACAAUAACACGGGAGAUGUUACGUGCGACAGCUACAAUAAAUACAUGGAUGACAUUGCUAUCAUGAAAGCAAUGGGCCUGAAUUACUACCGUUUCUCAAUCUCUUGGUCUCGUAUCCUCCCUGAUGGCACCUUGAACAACAUCAACCAACCUGGUAUCGACUACUACAACAACUUGCUGACAGCCAUGCUUGAUGCAGACAUUGCUCCUAUGGUCACUCUCUAUCAUUGGGAUCUACCACAAGCCUUACAGGACCUGGGAGGUUGGCAGAAUGAAUCCAUCAUUCAGCAUUACAGAGACUACGCUGAGUUGUGCUUUAGUAACUUUGGUGAUCGUGUGAAGCUGUGGAUUACCUUUAACGAGCCAUGGGUAGUGACCAUGUUAGGGCAUGGUACAGGUGAAUUUGCUCCUGGUAUAGAGGAGGAUGGAACCAUUACCUAUGUGGUAGCACACACUAUCAUCAAAGCACAUGCCAGUGCAUACCAUGUUUAUGACAGCGCUUACCGAGAAACACAGGGAGGAGAGAUCGGAAUAACCCUGAAUUCUGAUCACUACGAGCCUAGCGAUCCUACUGACCAAACACACGUAGAGGCUGCAGAGAGAGCAUAUCAGUUCUAUCUUGGUUGGUUUGGUCAUCCUAUCUUCAUCAAUGGAGACUAUCCAGACAUCAUGAAGACCAAGGUAGCUCAGAAGAGCCUUGGCCAAGGCUUGAAUGAAUCUCGUCUACCAGAUUUCACUGAUGAAGAGAAAGCAUUCAUCGUCAACACUGCCGAUUUCCUUGGAAUCAACACCUACACGACUAGUCUAGUGUUCCCAGCUCCUUCUAUCAAUCAGCCCGUUAGUUACUGGAUUGAUCAAGAUGUGCUACCACUCAAGGAUCCAGACUGGCCCUCUACAGAACACACAGGUUUCAGGAUUGUACCUUGGGGUAUCCGAAGACUCUUGGGAUGGGCUUACAAUGAAUAUAACGUGCCUGUAUACAUCACAGAGAAUGGCAUGGCAACCACUGAUACUGAUGACCUGAAUGAUGACAUCCGGGUCAAUUACUUCCAGGCUUACAUCAAUGAAGUUCUCAAAGCUUAUCUCCUCGAUGAUGUUGAUGUUCGAGGCUAUGUCGCCUGGACUCUCAUGGACAACUUUGAAUGGGCUGUUGGUUUUACGGAACGAUUUGGUCUUCAUUACAUCGACUUCAACGACCCGGAUAGGACUCGCAUCCCGAAAAAGUCUGCGUCGGCUUUUGCUGAAAUCAUCGCCAACAAUGGGUUCGAGGAGGUUGAAUUCGUCUACCCUGAUGUCUGGAAUGACACUCACAGGGAUGCUUUCCUUUACGGAACAUUCCCUGAAGGUUUCAUCUGGAGUUCAGCGACGUCAUCAUAUCAGAUCGAAGGAGCUUGGAAUGAAGAUGGGAAGGGGGAGAAUAUUUGGGAUAGAUUCACUCAUGUAGGUGGAAAAGUCUUCAACAAUGAUACUGGAGAUGUUGCUUGUGACAGCUACCACAACUACAAAGAAGAUGUUGGUCUAAUGAAGGCCAUGGGUCUAGAAUAUUACCGUUUCUCUAUCUCUUGGGCUCGCAUCCUCCCUAAUGGAACCAUCAAUAAUAUCAACGAGGCUGGCAUCGAUUUCUACAAUAACCUCAUCAAUGAGAUGGCUGCGAAUGGUAUCAAAGCUAUGGUCACUCUCUAUCAUUGGGAUCUUCCUCAAGCUCUGCAAGACAUUGGUGGUUGGGACAAUUCGGACAUCGUACAACACUUCAAGGACUAUUCUGAGCUCUGCUUCCAAAGGUUCGGGGAUCGAGUCCCCCUCUGGAUCACAUUCAAUGAGCCUUGGAUUGUGUCUCUGUUUGGGUAUGGCACGGGUCAGUUCGCCCCAGGGAUAUCAGAUAUUGGUUCCGCUCCUUAUAGAGUUACCCACAAUCUCAUGAAAUCACAUGCUGCAGCUUACCAUGUUUACAACGACACCUACAAACCUAUACAGAAAGGGGAAAUUGGGAUCACAUUAAACUCUGAUUGGUCAGAACCAUUGGACAGGACGAACCAGACCAGUCUUGAUGCAUCUGAUCGAGCUCUUCAGUUUAACCUCGGUUGGUUCGCUCAUCCAGUCUUCAAAGGUGACUAUCCAGAGAUUAUGAAGACCAAGAUCGCCAAGAAGAGCGCUGCCCAAGGUUUUAAUGAAUCCCGUCUACCUGAAUUCACCGCAGAAGAGAUAGCCUACAUCAAAGGAACCAGUGAUUUCUUUGGUUUGAAUCACUAUACUUCAAACUAUGCGUUUGCUGUGCCAGAAUACCUCUCCAAUCCUCCGAGUUACUGGACCGAUUCAGAUGUGGGCUCCUAUCAAGAUCCAAACUGGCCUGGGUCUGGAUCUACCUGGCUCAAGAUCGUGCCAUGGGGACUUCGUAAUCUUGUCAAUUGGAUCUAUGAUGAGUAUGGAGUGCCUAUCUACGUGACGGAGAAUGGUGUGUCCACAGCCGACAUCUACGAACCCGAUGACGACAUCCGACAAAAUUAUUACAGAGCUUACAUCAAUGAACUCCUCAAAGCGAUCAAUGAGGAUGGCGUUGACGUCAGAGGUUAUACUGCGUGGUCACUUCUUGAUAACUUUGAGUGGGCUUCGGGCUACAAUGAGCGUUUCGGACUCCAUUAUGUUAACUUCUCAGACCCUGCCAGACCUCGAGAAGCUAAACAAUCAGUCAGUGUAUUCUCAGAGAUUAUAUCCAACAACGGCUUUAUCAAAGACGAACAAGUCACUACACCGGCAAAUGAGCUGGACACGGAAGGGAUUACCCUAACCUGUACCAAGACCCAGAUGAUUGUAGAGAUACCCAAGUCUCUCUUGACCGGUGACAUGAUGGGUACAGAUGUCCGUUUCGCUUUGGCUUCUGAAGAUGACCAGGACUGCCGGGGAAUCGAUACGGUCAAUGAACCUAACAUGGACAUCAUUGAACUCACUACCAACCUUACAGAUUGUGGAACUACAAGAACGGAAUCUGAUACUGAUGAAACUUACACGAAUCAAGUGAUCAGUCGUUACGAAGAUGGACUCGUCAGCCGCUUGUAUGCCGUCGAUAUACCCUUAACGUGCUCUUACAACAGAAGCAAACGCGUGGAAUCUGUCCGCUACCAGUUGAGUGACUACACCAUCGACAAGACUCUCGAUGAGAAUGGCGAAUAUUCUUUCUCGUUCGAACUUUACACCGAUGACUCUUUCGAUGAUGUGGUUGACCGAUUUCCUCUGGUGAUUGGACUGAAUGAAGAAAUCUACUUCUCAGCAUCAGUAAUGUCACUAGAUGACACUCUAGAUCUAUCUAUUCGAUCUUGCAGGGCUACACCCAUGUCACAAUACGAGGAUGACAUUCAUUAUGAUUUCAUCGUAGAUGGAUGCUCAGCAGACAGUACUCAUACCAACAUCACAAGACUGGAUGAUGGACAUCGGGUCGGGGUCGAAAUGAAUACCUUCCGGUUCAUCGACCAAGAAGACUUUGUUUACAUCCACUGUAAUCUGUUGGUGUGUGCAUCUGAUGACACUGAUUCUGUAUGCCAGGAAGAUGACUGUGAGAAUGAUGCUUUCAAUCGUAGAAGGCGUGAUGUUAGUGAUGAAUCAAACACAAGACGAUUCACUCGUGGACCGGUUCGUCUUAUUCGAGCAGCCGAGGAGAAGAAGACAAUCUCACGUAUACAGUUCUAUGAAAACGACACCCCUGAUCAAGCAUCUCUUCAGACUGCUUUCAACCCUUGGAUAAUCGCUUCAGCUAUCAUGGUAAUCGUUGUCAUGGCAAUGGUUGCUAUGAUGUUGAUGGUGAUGAGGAAGUUAAACAAAAUGGCGGUGACUUCACGACGCGAAUGCCUCCAAGAAGAGUCUGCACAUCUCUUGUCUGAGGACUAAGAUCGAGUCACCAUUCUCUACCGCUAACAUGUUUAUAUUCGACGCUCCUAAUCUUUCCUUUCAUAAUGAAAUUAGAACUUUAAAAACGAUUAUGUUGAAUAAUAAUUGUAGAAGAACAGCGUUUGCAAUUAAGACCGAUUGUGCAUAUUAAGCAAUUAGUCUUGUGGCAACUAGCCACUAAUCCGUUAUUUCCUUUAUUAAUCUUAGAUGCAUGAUUAAAGGCAACUAGAUGUUGGAACAAAUUCCUACAUCGCUACAAUUCCAAGACAAACUAUGACUAUUAACAUGAUAAAUUACAAUUCAUUGUCGCUUAUAAUCAUAAUCAUGAAAGCAAUUAUAAACUUUUAAAAAAGUAUCUCAUGUAGAAUAUUGAUAGGUAGCAAUGCUUCUGUUUCCAUUGUUUUCAAAUAAAAUUAUAAGAAGACAAACUUGA